AUGGCCUACACGCCGAGAAGCACGAUCGGGACCGUCAAGUCAUGGAACACAUCUUUUUCUGGUUUGACCGACGACAGUUAUGCAAUGUCUAAUCGACCAAUUGAGGAAGUCGAGGCUGCUCGAUUACGAUCCGAGUCUGUUGCCGAGUUUCCUUGGAUAGAGGAUGGAUACCAACCUAUACGAACACAACAGACGAAAGCGCCUCCGCAAUGGUUCAACGAAGGGCAGGCGUUCAACAGGGGCAACUCAGUACGAUCGGUGCGGAGUAUACCCCGAGAAUCGAUCGUGGAUCUGCAUUUAAUUGUGUCUGAUUUGGAUUACUACGCUGGUGCUGUCCACGAUUAUCAAGAGGAAGAAGAGCAAUGGGCAGCGGAAGAAGAGGAGUGGUUGGAGGAGAAUGGAGGCGAGUGGCCUCUACCAGAAAACAGUGAUGGCCAAACGUUUGGUCAAAUACAGAUCGUACGGAACGCUACGCUCAAGCGCGGCGUAUCGACGAAAUCGAAGAAAGGCGAAAAGGACGUCAACCUCGUGACUUGGGACGGUCCUGACGAUCCGGACAACCCGAAGAACUGGAUCAAGAAGAAGAAGUGGCUGGCAACGAUCACGGUCUCCCUCUUCACCUUCAUCUCGCCAGUAUCGAGUUCCAUGGUUGCGCCCUGUCUACCACAACUCGCGAGAGAAUUCAACCUACCAGAAGGCAGCACACAGGGCGAACUGGCCAUGUCUGUCUUUAUCCUCGCCUUCGCAGUCGGACCUCUCAUCCUGGGACCUAUGGCAGAACUGUUCGGCAGAAGAAUUGUUCUCCAAAUCAGUAAUUUGUUCUACUUCGUCUUCAACCUUGCGUGCGGCUUCUCCAACAACAUCCCCAUGAUCAUCGCUUUCCGCUUCCUCUCCGGUCUCGGUGGCAGCGCACCCAUGGGUAUUGGAGGUGGUGUAUUAGGCGAUAUCUGGCUUCCCCAAGAGCGUGGUAAGGCCAUGGCCAUGUACUCUCUCAUGCCUCUGCUUGGCCCAGCCGUGGGUCCCAUAGCUGGUGGCUGGAUUGCUCAGUACAGCACAUGGCGCUGGGUCUUCUACAGCACGAGUAUCUGCGCCGUCUUUGUCCAGAUACUCGGUAUCUUCUUCUUAAGAGAAACCUACGCAGCUGAGAUCCUCAAGCGCAAGAAGAAGCAGCUCAUCAAGAUCACCGGCAACAAGGACCUACACACUGAAUUCGACAACCCGAACCGCAAGUUCCGCCAGCACUUGGCUACCGCCCUCGGCCGUCCGUUCAAACUCCUCUUCACGCAACCUAUCGUCCAAAUCCUCGCACUCUACAUCGGCUACGUCUACGGCGUGCUCUACCUAGUCCUAGCCUCCUUCCCCAUCCUCUGGACCAGCGCUCGCGAUGCAACACCACUACCCGGCUACGGCGAAAGCCCAGGCAUCGGUGGUCUCAACUACAUCUCCCUCGGUCUUGGCUUCUACAUCGGGACACAAAUCGCCGCCAAGACCGCCGACAAAAUCUACAAAUCGCUCAAGGCUAAAAAUGGCGGCGUGGGACGCAGUGAGUUCCGUGUUCCGCUCAUGUUUCCGGGUGCAGUCAUGGUGCCCAUCGGCCUCAUCAUCUAUGGCUGGACGGCACAAUAUCAGACUUUCUGGCUUGCACCGAAUAUUGGGACGGCCAUUUUCGCCGCAGGCAACCAGCUGGUGUUCCAGAAUUGCCAAACAUAUAUCGUGGACUCUUACACCCGAUUUGCGGCUUCUGCAAUCGCGGCGACUACGGUACUACGAUCACUGGGCGGUUUCGCCUUCCCACUGUUCGCGCCAGCUAUGUACAAGGCGCUGGGAUAUGGAUGGGGCAACACCACCCUCGCGUUCUGCGGUAUCGCCAUUGGCCUGCCAGCACCAUGCAUACUAUGGUGGUUCGGCGAAGGCCUCCGAAAGAAGAGUCAGUUUGCCGUGGGAUGA
This is a messenger RNA of Recurvomyces mirabilis, 1947 nucleotides long. RefSeq lists its product as uncharacterized. Lineage: Eukaryota; Fungi; Ascomycota; Dothideomycetes; Mycosphaerellales; Teratosphaeriaceae. Gene Ontology annotation, molecular function: transmembrane transporter activity. The transcript has 2 exons. The coding region runs from base 1 to 1947 and encodes 648 amino acids. Gene Ontology annotation, biological process: transmembrane transport. The record is from RefSeq and is a predicted model, not a curated record. Gene Ontology annotation, cellular component: membrane.